GGCUGGCCAGGCACUUUCAAAAUGGCGGAGCGUGGAGCAAGUGGCGGCGGGAGCGGCGGGGACAGUCUGGACAAGAGCAUCACGCUACCCCCCGACGAGAUCUUCCGCAACCUGGAGAACGCCAAGCGCUUCGCCAUUGAUAUAGGUGGAUCACUGACCAAGUUGGCAUACUAUUCUACUGUCCAGCACAAAGUAGCCAAAGUGAGGUCUUUUGACCACCCAGGAAAGGACAUGGAACAAGACCAUGAGCCACCCUAUGAGAUCUCAGUUCAGGAGGAGAUCACAGCUCGCCUGCAUUUCAUCAAGUUUGAGAAUACUUACAUGGAAGCCUGUCUGGAUUUCAUCAGAGACCACCUAGUCAACACUGAAACCAAGGUCAUCCAGGCCACAGGGGGUGGAGCCUACAAGUUCAAGGACCUAAUUGAGGAGAAGCUGCGUCUGAAGGUGGACAAAGAGGAUGUAAUGACCUGUUUGAUUAAGGGGUGCAACUUCGUGCUGAAGAACAUCCCACAUGAGGCUUUCAUGUACCAGAAAGAUUCAGACCCAGAGUUUCGAUUUCAGACAAAUCACCCCAACAUCUUCCCCUACCUCCUGGUCAACAUUGGCUCAGGAGUCUCCAUCGUAAAGGUGGAGACUGAGGACCGGUUUGAGUGGAUUGGUGGAAGCUCCAUUGGAGGAGGCACUUUCUGGGGACUUGGGGCUCUGCUCACCAAAACAAAGAAGUUUGAUGAGCUGCUGCAGCUGGCCUCCAGAGGCCGGCAUGCCAACGUUGACAUGCUGGUACAGGACAUUUAUGGUGGGGCCCACCAGACCCUGGGACUGAGUGGCAAUCUCAUCGCAAGCAGCUUUGGAAAGUCAGCCACUGCCGACAGAGAGUUCUCCAAAGAAGACAUGGCCAAGAGCCUGCUGCACAUGAUCAGCAAUGACAUUGGACAGCUCGCCUGUCUCUACGCCAAGCUUCACGGCUUGGACAGGGUCUACUUUGGGGGCUUCUUCAUCCGGGGCCACCCUGUGACCAUGCGUACCAUCACCUACAGCAUUAACUUCUUCUCCAAGGGCGAAGUCCAGGCACUCUUCCUGAGACACGAAGGCUACCUGGGAGCCAUCGGGGCAUUUUUAAAAGGAGCCGAGCAAGACAAUCCUAACCAGUACAGCUGGGGUGAGAACUACGCAGCCAGCUCCGGGCUGAUGAGCACGUCGCCCGAGCUGUGCCCGGCACAGCGGGCAAGGAGCGGCACAUUUGACCUAUUGGAGAUGGACCGGCUAGAGAGGCCCCUGGUCAACCUGCCCCUCCUUCUGGACCCAUCCUCCUAUGUACCUGACACAGUGGACCUCACCGACGAUGCUCUGGCCCGCCAAUACUGGCUCACCUGCUUUGAGGAAGCCCUGGAUGGGGUGGUGAAGCGAGCUGUGGCCAGCCAGCCAGAAUCCAUAGAUGCAGCUGAGAGGGCAGAGAAGUUCCGGCAGAAGUACUGGAGCAAACUGCAGACGCUGCGGCACCAGCCCUUUGCUUAUGGGACACUGACUGUGCGCAGCCUGUUGGACACGAGAGAGCACUGUCUGAAUGAGUUCAACUUCCCAGACCCCUACUCCAAGGUGAAGCAGAAAGAAAACGGCCUCGCACUAAAAUGCUUUCAGAGUGUGACACGCUCACUGGACUCACUAGGCUGGGAAGAGCGACAGCUGGCCCUGGUGAAGGGGCUAUUAGCCGGGAAUGUCUUCGACUGGGGAGCCAAGGCCGUAUCUGAUGUCCUUGAAUCGGACCCCCAGUUUGGGUUUGAAGAAGCAAAGAGAAAAUUGCAAGAACGGCCCUGGCUCGUGGAUUCCUACACCAAGUGGCUCCAGAGGUUAAAGGGGCCCCCUCAUAAAUGUGCCUUAAUUUUCGCAGAUAACAGUGGAAUAGACAUCAUUUUGGGAGUCUUCCCCUUUGUCAGGGAGCUACUCUUUAGAGGGACAGAGGUCAUCUUGGCAUGCAACUCAGGCCCUGCCCUGAACGAUGUGACCUACAGUGAGUCCCUCAUUGUGGCAGAACGCAUUGCAGCCAUGGACCCCAUCGUCUGCUCUGCACUCAGAGAAGACAGGCUGCUGCUCGUGCAGACUGGUUCCAGCUCGCCAUGCCUAGAUCUCAGCCGCCUAGACAAGGGGCUGGCCGUGCUGGUACGGGAGCGUGGUGCGGACCUGGUGGUCAUCGAGGGAAUGGGCCGUGCCAUCCACACCAACUACCAUGCAUUGCUGCGCUGUGAGAGCCUCAAGCUGGCGGUGGUGAAGAAUGCCUGGCUGGCGGAGCGACUAGGUGGUCAGCUCUUCAGUGUCAUCUUCAAAUACGAGGUUCCCGCCGAGUGAGACGCCCACCCUGCCAGACCUAUCUGCCUGUCCCUCGUCUGCGAGGAAUCACAGCAGAGUGUUGAUACUAUGCUUCUGUGACCAACAGACAGCACGUGUACCAGGGCCACCCAACCUAGCAUUUGUCCUGUGGGACACUUGUGUUGGAAUGUAUUUAACUGUUAAAUAAUCUUUUAUAUAUAUAUAUACAUAUAUAUAAAUAUAUAAAUACACAUGUAUUCAUCUGGUAGGAAACAGUGCCUGGCACAGCAGGUCUCCCAAAGACCAGAUACGCUUUCUACAUGCUGCUGAGAAAAUGCCCACAGUCCCGAGUGAUCUGUGGCAGCCCCAGCUGACUUCCUCUGUCACCUCUGGAGCUGCUGAUUGCUGAACUUCCAGUUCUGUUCCAUCACCUCCUUGGGUCCCAGUGUUUUUCCCAUCCUGUUUCUUGACUCAGAAGGAGCAAACACCAGUCCAUCUGCUGACCCAGCUGCUGGGAAUAGUACCAGCUGCUAAGCAGCACUCCUGUUUCAAGAGCUGGUGGAGAGGAGGCUUUAUCAUGAAGGACCCUCAAGGGUUCUUGGAGGGAGCUGGGCAGAGCCCAGCAACCUGUAUGGGUUUUGUUACUGUGGCUUUGAUUCCAGUCCCCAGGGCUUGGCGCCUGGGAAUGCUGUGAUGCCUCAGGUGUACACAAGGCUCUUGGACUCCUUCCUUAACUGACUUGACCCCCCCCCAGGGGUGGAUGUGUGGCCAUGAACAGCCACACAUUGAGGAUGUGUGGUAGAGCCUAGAACACCUAGGUGUUCACAGGACUGCACAGGUACAGGGGUGGAGCCUUGGGCUCCAGUUCUCACAGUGGGGGCUUGUUCUUGGCAUCUGAGCUGUUAGAGAUACUGAAGAGGCCGACACCAGCUCUACUGGGUCCCCCGGAUGGAAAGAAACAGACCAACCAAGAGCCACAGCCAGAUGCUUAUCACCCAGCUGAGUGUUACCUUUCAUGGUGGUAGCUGCUGCUCUGCCUUUCUCUUGUUCUCCAUUAGGACCUCCAGCAUCCAGCAUACUCAGUUCUGGGCCAAUGAAAGUGACAACCUGGAUAAAGCAAUGUGAUAGGGCCUGUACCCAGAUCCCCACCCCUUUUCCUUGCCAUUAGAGGUUUUCAGUGGCCAUUUCAGGCCCUAUCUAAUGUCUUUGCAACCUGCCCUGGAAUGUUGAUGUGGGCUGUAACAUCUAUGAUUUGUGUAGUGGCAGUGACCCCCUUGUGUACCAGCCAUUAUGCAAUGCCUGUAGGUGAGUAGCAGAAUUGAUGCCUGGCCCUCCCACAGAUAGCCACCAGGGGGCAGCAGGCACCUCAACAAGCAACAUCCUGGGGUUCUGCAAUCAGCUGUUUUGAGUCCAGGGCCUACUUCCAGCCCAGCCCAGGGGCCUCAAAUCAUCAGCUCAGAUAGCUGUAGGCCCCAAGCCAGGGAUCUAAUGUUAGAAGUCCCCAUUCACAGAUUGGGGUAUGUUCCUUGGUCCCCAGCGUGGAUGGGGGUAGGCUUCCUGCCUUUCUUGAACUCCAGGCAGUGAGGCAGGCCCAGCUGGGUCUUGGAACUAUCCAAACUGGAAAGAUAGUCUCAUUCCCAGUCCCACUUUUGGGUGACUACAGGCCCACCCUGAGGCCAAGUUAUGACGGCCCUUGGUCUGCCUUAGCUGGGCCCUCCGAAGGGAAGAGAUGAGCAGAGGUGAUUGGGGCUCUGAGCAUAAGUUAGUACUGCCUAACAUAUAUCCUUCCCCUGGGACCUACCUGUGUCCCCACCUCAGCCUGUGGCCAAAUACUUGUCACAUCCCACAGCCCCAACCUGCGGCCUCUACCCUUUUCUUAGCCAAAGUAGAGAGUCUGCUCCAUACCCAUGGCCUGCUCUUGCCUGCACCCCUGCCAUGUGCACAUGUGUACUACCCCACUGUUAGAUGCUGGUCACCAAGCUGGCAUAGCAGUUCUUCAGGUUGAGCCAUCUCACUGGCCCCAGGCAGGCAAUCCACCCCACCACCACCACCACCACCACAUUUCUGCUCAGGCCACGGUGCCCACCUGCCCAAGGUACAACAGGUUAAGGAAGCAAGAGGUCCUGCUGGAUUUGAGAUAGACAGGCACCCCUCCCUGGGCUUGCCGAGCUCGAAUAGUUUGAUACAAGCCCUGCCUGUGGCAGAGAACAGUGAGGGCAGAGUAGCCUCCCCACAGGUAUGUCUUUCCCAGUAGGGCUGCGUGGAGCUACCUCAGUCAACAGUGGGUUUGAAGGUCCCAGGAGAAGCUAUGGCCUCACCCAUAGCGGCACAACAACUUUCCAGGAGGUGAAAAGGCCUGGAACCAUUUUCCCUAAAGCUCCAGGGGCAAAGCACCCACAGUGGGGGCCUCUGGCUGGGAGCCUAGGCAUGAGGAGAGGGUUACCUAGGCCUACCCUGGAAGACUCUGCUCUGUCCUCUGAGGACAGAGCUGCAGCAGCAGCAGCAGCAGGAAGUAGCCCAGAAGGGAAGGGAGCAAGGUGAGCCCACACAGAACAGGCCUGAUGCAUUUAUUGGGGGAGUUGUGUUCCCGAGUUUACACAGUUGCUGGGUGGUUUGUUUAGAACAAGCCAGAUGCACAGUGGGGUGGGGGACAGGGAGAAACAUCCUAGCAGUUGUGGAUAUGUCACAGGCAUUCUGGGGUACUAGCACAAAGCAGGUAGCAAAACACACCACACACCACAGGGCCACACACCAGGUGGAACAGUGGGAAAGGGCUCAGAAUCAUUGUAAUAUUGUGUAAGUUUUGGUUCUAAAAAGUUAAAUAGCUCUCUGUG
This is a messenger RNA of Onychomys torridus (southern grasshopper mouse), 5138 nucleotides long. It is a transcript of the gene Pank4, whose product is annotated as pantothenate kinase 4 (inactive). The coding region runs from base 22 to 2343 and encodes 773 amino acids. The transcript has 19 exons. The record is from RefSeq and is a predicted model, not a curated record. NCBI's taxonomy places the organism in Eukaryota, Metazoa, Chordata, Mammalia, Rodentia, Cricetidae. Gene Ontology annotation, biological process: coenzyme A biosynthetic process. Gene Ontology annotation, molecular function: ATP binding; pantothenate kinase activity. Gene Ontology annotation, cellular component: cytosol; nucleus.